Messenger RNA from Anguilla anguilla (European eel), 3449 nucleotides. Its product is annotated as forkhead box protein M1-like. Gene Ontology annotation, molecular function: DNA-binding transcription factor activity; sequence-specific DNA binding. Gene Ontology annotation, biological process: G2/M transition of mitotic cell cycle; regulation of DNA-templated transcription. The transcript is spliced from 9 exons. NCBI's taxonomy places the organism in Eukaryota, Metazoa, Chordata, Actinopteri, Anguilliformes, Anguillidae. The record is from RefSeq and is a predicted model, not a curated record. The coding region runs from base 874 to 2865 and encodes 663 amino acids.
GUCUGGGAACAAAGUACUUGUGACUGCUUACAGUGGUGCGCGCUAAAAUUCAAAUCACCAUAAAAUCAGAAGACAGCAGGGAGUGGACGUAUUUUUUCUUAAUAUUGGAACUGAUAGUUAAGACGCCUUGUAAGGAAGAAAAUAAUUAACGAUUAAAAGGCUAUACUCUUACUAUGAAGGUUUGAUGCUUUAUCAAAGUGUCCUUUAUUGUGUUGCAAGCUAGCAUUGCAUUCUAACAGUGCAUGGCCUGUCAUGAAGUGACAAUGUGCUAGUGGUAACGUUAUAAGUUGUUUAGCUAACUAGCUAAAUAAGGGGAACUCAUUAAUUCAUGCAAGGUAGUGUACAGUACUAUAGGCAUAUUAAAUGACGGAAACAUGCCAAAAUCAGGCGACGCGAUACUUGCCGAGAGAUAUUCGCUAGCUAGCAGAAGCUAACUUAGCUACACUACGUUAGCCAAGUUACUUAGCUAAUCUACCAAAUUGUGUUAGCUACCACUCAUUAAAAUCAGUUUAACGGCAUCCCAUUCUAGAAGACAUAUGUAUAGAUACGUCACAUCAACGGCUAAUACUGUAUUUUAAAAUUCGAGUUUAAAUUAUUCUGGAAAAUAGACUAGCUCGUUAGUUAACUAAACAACGUUAUUUCAGUUGCGGUAACUUCAUUUCCGGUUAAUUAUCUGUAACUUCCCGGGUUUCAUACUUAUUUAUGUAAUUUAGGUGGUGUUGUGCCAAGCGUAGAGAAACUGCAUUGCUUUAAUUUUGCAACCAUUGAUUUCCAAUUCGGCGAUCGUUAGCUAGCUAACUGAAUUGAGAGUUGCUUGCUGUCAUCGCAUCAAGACAGCCAGCUGAGAAGGCCAGUGAUUGACAUCUAAGCAGGAUGAAAGAGAGCCCCAGAAGGCCUUUAAUCCUCAAGAGGAGGAAGCUCCCCUUUCCAAAAACCGAACCGGAGGUCUCCCAUGAUGAGCCAGAUGGACUACAAAACAAAGAAACUUCAGCACUCUCAGGCACCCGGUGCUUCCCUAACAAUAUCCGCAUCAUUGACCACCCAACAUUACCUGACACACAAGUUGUGGUUAUACCCAAGACUGCAGAUCUCCAGAGUGUCCUUGGUGCCCUCACUGCAAAAGGCAAGGAAUGUGGGCCCCUGGGACCCAAUAAGUUCAUCUUGCUGAGUGGCGGAAGUGGAUGUUUGGAGGAUUGGCCGGAGUCGCUCUGCGUGCCCACCCUAGGAGACGGGGAUAGUUCAGUUGGAAACCCUAUUGCUGUCAACACAAAGCCAGGGGGAGGAAUUCUUCUUAGAGAUGGAAUCGAAUGCAUCAUGGAUGCCAACCCUCCAAUCCCAUUGAAACAUUUGAACAAGGAGCUUGACUGCAACCCACUGGAUGACAGUCUGACCAAUAUCCAAUGGUUGGGGGGGAUGAGUACAGAUGGACUAGCACCUAACCCUGGGAAGAAAGACCAUAACAAGGAGAAUCAGGAGUCCUGCCCACAGCUUCACCAGCCACCCAGAGGCUGUGACGAGGGACUGUGUGGCAUUAAGGACCCUCAGUCGGAGAGACCCCCUUACUCUUACAUGGCUAUGAUCCAGUUUGCCAUCAAUAGCAAGAAGAACAGGAGGAUGACCCUGAAGGAAAUCUAUACUUGGAUCGAGGACCACUUCACAUACUUCAGAAAUGUGGCCAAGCCAGGCUGGAAGAAUUCCAUCCGACACAACCUCUCCCUGCAUGAUAUGUUCAUCCGGGAGACCUCACAGGAUGGCAAGAUAUCCUACUGGACCAUUCGUCCAGAGGCCAACCGCUGCCUGACUCUAGAUCAGGUCUACAAGCCUGUGGUAGACCUGACUGCCUCCACUCCCCCACAGACUGUGCAGGUCUGUGAGCAACAACCUCUGAAGCGUGUCAUUCCGGAAGUCAGGAAAGCAAUUCUUCCAAAUACCACAGAGAGAAAGAUGAAACCUCUCUUGCCUCGCACCGACUCUUACCUGGUCCCCAUCCAGCUUCCCCUCGCCCCCUCUCUCUUCCUGCCCUCUGCACAGCUCCCCCUGGCUGCACCACAGCCGAACUGUAGCUCUUCAACUGCUGGUGUCCAGGGAGGGGGUAAGAGGGUUCGAAUAGCUCCUAAGGUCCUACAGCGUGCCCCACUGCACAGUUCAGCGAAGAAGGAGGCGUUCGAUGCCGCGCUGUCCCAUGAGUUUGGGCCGGGCCACAGCAGGAAGGAGGUCGGUGGUUCCCGUCGAAAGCAGCGCCUGGCCACUCCCUCCAGCGAGGAGCCCGUGCUGCUCUACCCUGACAGCACCUUGUUCGACUCGGGCCUGGCCUCCGACCUCUCCGCAUUCCAGGACACGCAGGACGCCGAUGCAGAACCAAAGCCCGAGUCCGACAGCCCGUGCAGAGGGUACGCCUUCAAGACUCCCAUCAAAAGCACCCGCCCUGCUUCCUCCACCCCCAGCAAGCCCCCCGCCACACUGCCCGAGUCGUGGAGGCUUACACCCCUGGGGAAGGAGGGUCACAGCGUGCUGGACUUCAGCCCCAUUCGCACGCCCCGUAACACCACCCUCACCCCUCAGCGACACAAUCACACCCCCUUCAGUUUCAGCAGUACACCAUUCAAGGACGUGCCUCUCUUCAGCUCCCCCCGCGAGCUCCUGACGUCCGCUCCCCACUCCCCUCCUGCCCGAUCCUGCUCCCGCGAGCUGCAGGUAGGGGGCGCUGCUGCGGCCAACCGCUCGCUCACAGAAGGUCUCAUCUUGGACACCAUGAACGACAGCCUGAGCAAGAUCCUGGUGGACAUCAGUUUCUCAGGCCUGGAUGACGAGGAGCUGGGCAUGGCCAACAUCAGCUGGUCUCAGCUCAUACCAGAACUGAAGUGAGGCGUCGCCUAACUUAUCACUGUGCUUUCAGUCCUAACUGGGACUCAUUUUUAUACUUCCUGUUCAAUACCAAGCUGCUCAGAUGUCUUAUAAAUAUAUUAUAUAUAUUAUAUGUGCCAUUUUUCAUUUUGUGCUUUGUCUCUAAUCUUUCCAUUGGAUUGCCUGGAUGUUCCUGUGUCACUAAUUUGUCAUGCCUGGGUCGCAGGCUGUUUUUUUAUCUGUCCGUGUUUUUGUUUCAUUUUAUUAUAGAUCGUUUUGCAGGCUUUACUCUUGAAGAGAGUUCUAGACAUGAGCGAGCAUUUGCAAGUCUGUUUCUUUGUGAUUGAUGAAUGUACAUACCAUCUGUCCACUUUAAAUUUGCACAUUGUGUAUAUUUGUAUUGGUCUAGCUGUUUAAAAUGAAAUGGGAUGCAACUAUUUGUCUAAUCUUCUUGUAAGACACUAUUUUAGUAUAUUUAAAUGGAUGCUUAUUCUAAGUGACAGAUCUGCUAUUUCUAUUAACUAUUGGGAGCAACUGAAUUUUGCGUGAUUACAUAAUAUGUAAAAGCAGGAAAUAAGGGAAAAAUAAAUUAUAGAUGAACAAUG